This is a messenger RNA of Stereum hirsutum FP-91666 SS1, 1457 nucleotides long. RefSeq lists its product as uncharacterized. Gene Ontology annotation, biological process: snRNA transcription by RNA polymerase III; snRNA transcription by RNA polymerase II. NCBI's taxonomy places the organism in Eukaryota, Fungi, Basidiomycota, Agaricomycetes, Russulales, Stereaceae. The record is from RefSeq and is a predicted model, not a curated record. The transcript is spliced from 6 exons. Gene Ontology annotation, cellular component: snRNA-activating protein complex. Gene Ontology annotation, molecular function: bent DNA binding; core promoter sequence-specific DNA binding; RNA polymerase III type 3 promoter sequence-specific DNA binding. The coding region runs from base 22 to 1260 and encodes 412 amino acids.
GCUCGGUACCGUUUUCACCUCAUGAAUACCACUGUAGCGAGUCUCGCAUACGACUCUCAUUUUGGUCCACCCUCUGAGCCUUUGAAUAUCGAAGACUUCAUAACAGACGGCCGCAAACCACUAUCUUCAUCCGAGGAGAAUCUCUUUACGUCGAAGCCCUGUCACAUACAGAAUAGAGACGCUCUUGAAACUCUCACCGAGGACCAACGAAAGGAAAUUCAAGAUGAAUGUUGCUUGGAUGAAUUGAAUGCCAACGUGAAGGACACGCUCAAAGAUCCUCGUCUAUACGCUCAUGCUCGUCGAACCCACGAGGCGGCAAUUAUAUCCGUGUAUGAGACAACAGAAACGAAUGUCUCCAACCGAAGAAAACGGAAAAGAGAGGACCUUGCCCCAUCAGCUCAAGAUCCUCCUGAACUUGUUGCCUUUCGCGAACAGCUGACAAAUAUAACCUUGCAAAGCUGGCCUCUGCCUCAUACGGCCUCCUUUUUUAUCCGCGGUCCCAAAAACUCUGAUCUGAAUCCGCUAACAGAAGUGAAACAUUCAAUGGAUGACGUCCCAGCUGUUUCUCAAGCCAUUCUCACCAUAUCAGUACACCAGCGCAUUGCCUGGUCUCAUAACUUUAUCGCUCGUCUAUCUCAGCACGCUAUGGUAUCGUCACAAACCCUCGGAGACCUCUUCGAAAUGAUACCUUGUCAAUCCAACGAGCUCCCUUCGGAAACAUUGGACGAUGAUGGGAAGUAUACGUACGCAGAUAGCUCAAGCAAUGUUCCUCCGCCAUCGAGUGGAUUCGUACUCUGUAUAGAGGGAAUCGCAUACGGAGACGGUAUGAGCGAAGAUGAUUAUGCUGAUAAGCUAGUCAAACAUCUUGCAAAUACAGAGGCACCCCUUCAGAAUGGACCUAAGGCACACGACACACCUCUAUCUUCACUCUCGGUCAGGCUUCAUCAGCCAUACUGGCUCCUCCACCAAGGCGAUUGCGAGCACUACAUCGUGUUUGAAGAGAUUCGCUUAAUACAUCCCAGUGAUCCCAAGAGUGGCUAUCCGCUUACCCUCCAAAUAACGCCACCCUCGCUCAGUCUAUGCCGUGCAUGUACGCGCGUGCCGGCUGUCUAUUCCAUCGUCGGGGACAUUCGCCUUGGAGAAAGCCCAUGUGUUCUUUGCGCCGCCUGCUGGAGGACUAUGGGAAUUCCCCCAGGUGAUCAGGCUGACUUUAUCACAGUUGUUCCCCUCCCUCGUCACGAACUUGGUUGGCAGACAUAGCCCUUCCAUUCGCGACAUGCAAUAAUUUCCUUGUGCUAUCUGCAGGAGCUCUCUUUCUCUACUGUAGUUUUUCGACCAUAAGUUCGUGGGAAGAUUAUGUCAGACGUGACACUCGCCAGGCCACGGUUCGUUUGGCUGGGCCACGCGUGACGAACCAAUGAAAUUGUUCGCAGUACGACCCAAAAUUUGAUUUUCGG